AUAUAUGGGCCCAGCCGCUUGGACUCCGACAUACCAUUCUCCUCUCUAACCAACCAGGAGCAAAGCUCAGAGAGAGAAAGUUUGCAUGGCAGCCGCAGAGACACUCAUACACACAAAUGGAAGUCGUUUCAUGUCAAAGCUGUAACAGUGAAGUUUUGAGUUUUGCUGAAAGCUGAAAGAUGGUGAUGUUUGCUUUCGCGGUGUGUGUGUGUCGGGCAGUUAUUAUUCUGUUGUUGACGUUUGUGUUCGGGGGAGUCGAGAAGCAAGUUCAGGGAGUGACUUUUAAUAAUAAAUAACACAAGGAACAAAACAAGAAACACAAGGAACAAAACAAGAAACACAAGUUGCGUACAGACAUGAAACAACGGAAUAGAAACUAUAACGCCUAGGGAAAGAACCAAAGGGAGUGACAUAUAUAGGGAAGGUAGUCAGACAGGUGAUUGAAUCCAGGUGAGUCUGAUGAGGCACUGAUCCGGGUAUCGAUGGUGACAGGUGUGCGCAAUAAUGAGCAGCCUGACGACCUCGAGUGCUGGAGAGGGAGUAUACGUGACUGUAACCCCUCCCUGACACGCGCGCAGGACACCGACCAGAGUGUCGGUCCCAAGGACCAGGAACCGGUCGCUUAUGGUGAGGUGCGGGAACCUGUCGAACCGGCUGAGGCACGGGAACCUGACUAGGAUCCCCUGCUUGCUUUCUACUAUCUCUCUUGUGUCUCUGUGUGUUUAGACCUGCCUGGCUUGGAGUUCACUUCACAGACUUUAAACGCGAACUAGGAACGACACCUCUACCCACAGAAAACGACUGGCCGCAUCAGUCCGCAUCAGGCUGCGUUCAGAACAACAGUUCACCUGCGUCCGAAGCCCGGAACACUCUCUGCUCCGUUCGGGAACACGACUGUACCCUACCCAAGACAAGUCCCCGCUCUUUCUUUCUCAAAGACUGGAGCGAUGGAUUCAUUUUUGACAAUUACUGCUGCCCUUCUACUAGUUGGGUUUCUAUCUUCGACUGCUUCCAGACAGUUCGACACUGAAUGUUACACAGCCAAUGGAGGGGACUACAGGGGCUGCCAAAACCAGACGAGCCUCCUUGGGGGCAAGCCAUGCCUCUUCUGGAAUGAGACCUUCCAGCACCCCUACAACACCCUCAAGUACCCCAACGGAGAGGGGGGUCUUGGCAGCCACAACUACUGCAGGAACCCUGAUGGUGACGUCCAGCCGUGGUGUUACAUCGCUGACCACGAAGAAGGAAUCUACUGGAGAUACUGUGACAUCUCCACCUGUCAGAUGCCAGGUAACCUGGGCUGUUUCAAAGACAGUGGAGACCCUCCCACCCUGACAGGGAGCAGUGAGACCUCCAACAAACUCACCAUCCAGAACUGCAUCAGCUUUUGCCGCAAACAGAGAUACAAGCUAGCUGGGAUGGAGUCUGGUUACGCCUGUUUCUGUGGCAACGACCUGGACCAGCAUCACCAUGGCAAAGCACCCAGUAUGGAGUGCAACCAUGUGUGUUUUGGUGACCACACCCAGCCCUGUGGAGGAGAUGGAUGGGUCAUCAUCUUCGACACUCGUGUUGGGGCGUGCGGGGGUAACUACUCUGCUCCCUAUGGGGUGGUCUACUCCCCUGACUUCCCUGAUAAGUACGAGGCAGGGAGGGUCUGCUACUGGACUGUCCAGGUACCUGGAGCCUCCAUGAUCCUGUUCAACUUCACCUUCUUCGACAUCUCGGACCAGACAGACAUGGUGGAAAUGCUGGAUGGCUAUACCACCCAGGUGUUAGCACGGUUCGACGGCCGCAACUCGCCCCAGGACCUGGUCAACGUCACUGGAGACUUUGUCAUCCUCUACUUCUACUCAGACCACACCAACCAAGCACAGGGCUUCUCUGUCACAUACCAAGCGCUGAGAGGCCUGGACACCAGACCUAUGGAUGAGGAUGAGAAGGAAGAUGAGGACACUAGUACAGUGAAGCCUCUGCUUAACGGCGUAACGGAGAAGUCUAACGGGAGUGAUAACGGACGUUCCUCUCAAAUCCUCUAUGUGAUAACGUCCAGUCCCGGUAAACCAGACCACAACAUGCCAGGUCAGUGGGCCGGACCCAACGGGACCAACGGACACACCUCUAUGUGGACCAUCUACGCCCUAGCUGCUCUCCUGACUCUGACAGUCAUAGCCAUGGUGGCUAAACUACUACUGCAUAUUACAGUGAAGUCUCCCAACAUCCCGACCAGCAGUGGUUCAGAGAGCUGCAGCGUGCAGAGUGCUGCGUCCGAGCCCUGGAUCAUCUUCUACCGGCCCUCCACCAUCUCCCUCUUCAAGAAGAAGCUAAAGAACCACCACGGAGACCUCAGCCCUCUGGUGGGCAACUAGCGAACUGCAGUCUGGUCUACUAACAUCAUCACCAUCAUGUACCAGGGCCUAGCGUACCAGAGCUAGUUAUAGAGCUAGCCCCUCUACCAAUGAGACUCUAUGGGGUACUGAGCUACAAAGCUAACAUAAUCACUAAUGACUGAUUCACUGACUCACUGAGUGACUACUACCAAAUGGCCCAAGAGCCAAGUCCCGAAAGGGGAUCCAGACAGGGCUGUCUGUGUCUGCUGUGUACAAGGCAGGAGGGGAGGGCAGCUAUACAGUGUGAGGUGGAUGUUUUACUGUAGGGAACUCAUCUUCUAUGGGUUCCACUUCCAUUGUCCAUGGAUGUCUGAGAGCAUUGCAGUCCUCCUCUAGAGACAAGGGUUGGCUGGGGCCAAAGCAAGCAGUUUCCAUAGGAUUCCUCCAGAAUGCAGGCCUUUCAUUUUAACUGUGUGCCGGUGGGGCACAAAAUGUCUGACAAUCUCUCCAAAUUCGCUAACCUGCGAACAACUGAGGGAGCCAUGCAUAUUCCCCAUCAGUGACUGUCAUAGGUGUCUCACAGAACAAGGUGUUGGAUCACAAGGGGUCAGAGUAAGGCCUAGAUUCAAUCAGAUCAAGUGUUAAACAGCGAUAUCUGAUGUUUUGGUGGUGUCAGAGUUGUAACUGUUGGAGCAGUCAAAUCGGUUAGCAGGUGCUCUUGAUCAUUGUCACAAAGCCACACCCGCAGCUCACGUUAGAAGUUCAGAACGAGAAAAUGUAGGCUGUCUAGAAAUAAUGACACUCAAAUUAAAAAUCAUUAGACGAAGAAAGCGUAAUCGAGGUAUAGAUUACAACUCACAUUCCAGUGUUCGAACUUGUAGAGAGGGCUGCUUGGGAUUUCUCUUAAUGCGACUCCGUGCAGCCAAUGGUAAAGUCCGCUUUAGGUAUAAUGCCACUUAUGGAUUUGAAAGUUCUAAAGCAGUUCCACCACCGACACUGCUAUCUCUUCCACACCGCCUCUGGAGGAAACUGUAUCAAGAGUCUCUUCCAUGGCCACUGGUGGAUGAGGGAUGUGGUUUCAUUAAACAACUGCCGUUCAAAAGAGUGUUUGAAAUGCUCAGAGGUUCUCUCUCAUCCGCUCGGCUGUGGUUCUUAUCUUUCUGGUUGAACUAUGUUUAAGUGCCUUAAGGAUCUUAAAGAAGCCUGCUAUGGCUUCUUUCCCUCUCCCCUCCUCCCCUCCUUCUCACUGUCUUUGAGUCUAUUGCUUGUGGUCCCCACCCUAUGAGAGACCAUGUCGAUGGGAUUUACUGUAGCGUGGGCGAGACUUGGGAAAAAGGUUUGCUUCAUUUUUGUAUCUUUUUCUUUCUGUGUGCUCUUAUGCGUAGUCUUCUUGGACAUUACUGAACAUAUUGCUAUCGUUAUGUUGCCAUUUGAUUACAAGGAGGGGGUAAAUUGUGUUGUAUAUUGCGUAAUUCAAUGUGGGGGAUGAUGAUGAUGACAUAUGUCCUGCUCUUUCAUUUUGUGUCUCGGCAAAGCAAUGGCAAAAUCCUUCAAAGUCGUUUUUGUACUUACUCAUCAACUGCUACUUAGCUCGGAGGUUGGAGCACAUUUCCCUCCCCCCCUGUCUUCAGCAGCAGAUUCAUUCCCACAUUCAGAGGGCUCACGAGACCCAAACAACCUCUCUCAACUUACAGCUAAAGCACAAAUAAUAUGGAAUGAAUGAAUGAAAGUACUCGUGAUGGUCCACUGUGGAAGGCAAACGACUGUUGCAGUCCGGCGUGUUUCUGUGAGCAUUGAGGACACGUUGUAAGUUAACAAUGCAUUAAUGUGCCCCUUGAAUACAGCAGGUUGGAAUUCCAUAAAGAGAGGUUGAACCAUCGAUGAAAUAUAUGUUAAUAUAUAUUACAUUAUACUGUAUAUGUAUAAUAAUGUUAGAAUUCUAUUUCUAUGGCUUUGUUUUUCCCAACAAUCUCAAACCCAGUGAAAGCUGAUUAAUCUGGUCCAAACGUCAAUGCACUUAAAUAUGCCUCUACUUGUAUGGUGACAGAUAAAUAAUACUGAAAUCUAGUUUGGCUCUUAUUUGCUCUCGAAACCAAAAACCGUUUGAAACUGAUGAUAGGAGAUUUGCAAAAGUGCAAACUUGACAUUGAGAGCACUUGCAACAAAAGGGUUAAAGUUGAUAUGCAAAAUUGUAUGGAUAGAUUACAUUUUAGGUAGUGUAACUUGGUCAAAAAAUACUUUCAUUUCACCUCAUUUUAACAUUCUGUCAUAAACAGCACAUGUUCAACGACAUAAAACAACAUGUUUUCCCACCCCAAGGGGUAUUUUUGUUUUACUAUUGUAAGUGCCAAUAAAGUACCAUUAAAGUAACAGAGUUGUAUAUACUCUAGAUGAUACUCUCCAUUUUGGCACUCCCCCACUUUUGUAAAAAAAAUAUACAUUUUGGAAGCUAUGGAAAUGCAUUUAUUAACGUCUACAUUUGUUUUUGUCACAUUUAUUAUUAUUUUUAUUUGACAUAAAAUUAUGUUUGCUAAACAUAAAAAUUCCAAAUGAAUAAAUAAAUAAAAACAUUUUCCUUAAAGUAUC
Oncorhynchus tshawytscha (Chinook salmon) is the source of this 4913-nucleotide messenger RNA. RefSeq names its product kringle containing transmembrane protein 1 (gene kremen1). Gene Ontology annotation, cellular component: plasma membrane. Gene Ontology annotation, biological process: multicellular organism development. The transcript is spliced from 10 exons. NCBI's taxonomy places the organism in Eukaryota, Metazoa, Chordata, Actinopteri, Salmoniformes, Salmonidae. The record is from RefSeq and is a predicted model, not a curated record. Bases 948 to 2366 code for a protein of 472 amino acids.